AUGUCACCAGCUAGUACUAAAGAAGAAAGCUCUACUAUCUCGACUGCCAGAGGGUAUGAUUUUGGAGAAAGAGGAACCCAGAACAUUGCUAAAGGAAUGGAUCAUGCUUACCAAAAACCUACAUUCACUGAUAAAUAUCAAGAACGUAAAUGGGCUUUGGAACACAUGGCAGGAGCAUUCAGAGUGUUUGCAAGAAAAGGAUAUACCGAAGGAACUGCAGGUCAUAUUUCUAUACGUGAUCCAGUGGACCCAAAUACUUUUUGGAUAAAUCCAUUAGGUAAACAUUUCGGUUUAAUUAAGGCAAGUGACUUAGUUCAUGUUGAUCAUGCUGGCAACAUUUUACCAGAUGGUGCACAAACUGCUAUUAAUGCUGCUGGUUUUGUUAUUCAUAGUGCCUUACAUGCAGCCAGACCAGAUGUUCACGCUGCUUGCCAUACCCAUUCUACUUAUGGUAAAGCUUGGUCUGCGAUUGGUAAACCAUUGGAUAUGAUUAACCAAGACGUAUGUACAUUCUAUAAGAGUCAUUCUGUAUACCAAGAUUUUGGUGGAGUUGCUUUGGAAGCUGAGGAAGGGUUUAGAAUUGCCGAAGCAAUUGGAAAUGGAAAAGGUGCCAUAUUGCAAAAUCAUGGUUUGUUGACUGUGGGAAGCACAGUUGACGAAGCUACUUAUUUGUUCACUUUGAUGGAAAAGUCUUGUCAGGUACAAUUAGCAGCACAGGCCGCUUUGUUGCCGGGUGAAAAGUUGAAACUUAUUGGAGACGAAGAAGCUGCAUAUUGUGAAUAUAAAGCCGCUGAUCCAGAGACGUUAUAUACCGAGUUUCAACCAGAUUAUGAAAUGGAAAUUUAUUUGAACGGGGACUUUUUAGACUUGUAA
Candida tropicalis MYA-3404 is the source of this 873-nucleotide messenger RNA. RefSeq lists its product as uncharacterized. The transcript has a single exon. Gene Ontology annotation, molecular function: actin filament binding. The record is from RefSeq and is a predicted model, not a curated record. Lineage: Eukaryota; Fungi; Ascomycota; Pichiomycetes; Serinales; Debaryomycetaceae. Gene Ontology annotation, cellular component: cytoskeleton. The coding region runs from base 1 to 873 and encodes 290 amino acids.